AUGCCAUGCGUGAAAGACAGCAAUGUGUAUGCAUCAUCCAUUGCCUUCGUGAUGAGUUUCAUUGCCUUUUGUGCUGGAGCUGCAGCCAUCGGCAAAGUCGGGGAGGCCUUUGCCUCCAUGGGCUCGGGCACCUCCCACGCCGCUUGGGCACGGAUGACCGUGAUACAUCUCGGCAUCAGUGCAUUCUUUAAUCUCCUUUCCUUCUGUUGCAUUUGCCUUUCAACAUUUCACUUCGAACAAGCCAUGCGCUUUAGUUUGGCGCACACCAUGACCACAGCGACGGCCUUUUGCGUCUUGCGCAUCUGUGCCUUCGUGACCUUUCUGGUACAACUUGCGUAUUCAUCGCUGAUGAUGGUGGGCAUGACCACAGUCUUAACAUUGGACUUUAUUUGUCACAUGGGCAGUACCACUCGCUUCCAUGCACAAGAAGUGAUUUGGGAGAUUGGCAACUUUACGCUGACAGGAAGGGAUCCCUUCGAUCCAUACUACACUGGCAGCGUGAGCGAGUCCCGCGCAGCAGAUACAAAAAUUGUGAGUGUGGCAUCCAUGAUGCAGCACCUCAGCCUAGAGCGCUUUUGCCCUUUCUCAGAGAACCUGGGACAGCAGCUCUUCAUUUUCUGGCUGAGCAGCAUCGUGUCACUGGUGAGCCAGGCCUUGAUGGCCAUUGCUUUGAACGGCGAAAAGGAGCGGAUCUCCUUGCACGAAGAGCACGAUGAGGUGCGAGGCAUUUCGGCACUGGCACCCCUUGUAGGCUCACCAGGAGGUUCGCCAAGAUGA
Durusdinium trenchii is the source of this 777-nucleotide messenger RNA. The record is from the annotation of a GenBank genome assembly. Lineage: Eukaryota; Dinophyceae; Suessiales; Symbiodiniaceae.